GCGUCACCCACAAGCCCAGCACCAAAUAUGCUGCCAUCGACACCUGCCAUUGUCUCGACGCCAACCAACGACCCGACGGUCGCCUUUGCCUCGAUCAAAGACGUCGACAACAACAACCAAGUGCCCCGCAAGUCGUCGCGCCUCCGCCUCAUCAUCGGCGCCAUCGUCUUUUGCGGCGUCGUCUGCGCGUCCGUCGGCGCCUACUACAUCUACGACACCAAGGUCCGCGCGCCGUCGUCGUCCAUCGUGAGCUUGAUCCAGUCGACGCCCGGUCUGCGCCUCACCCUCCACGCCAAGCGCAGCAGCAUGGCCAUCAACGGCCAGACCACGCUCCAAGUGUACGUCGUGCCGCGGUCGUCGGCGUCGGCGUCCGGGUCGCUCCAGUUUGACGCGCUCUUGUCGACGACGGGCGACGAGGUCACCGACACGUACAUGCUGCUCAACCAGCGCGCGUACCACCGCGUGUCCAAGAACGACCUGCAAGUGUCGGCGUCGUGUCUGGACCAGUCGCGGGUGCCGCCUGUCGAGCUCAUGCAGUCGAGUCUCGAGAGCGCUACGAUCGUCGACAGCGUCAACGGCUCGACGGCCACCAACUGCACGGACGGCAAGCUCUUGCACUUGACGUUUGCCGGCGAAGACUUUGCGUUCUGCAGCUCGCCGACGCACCAGCUCACGCGCGCGACGGGGACGGACCUCGACAUGGACAUUGAGUACUUGAGCGACGCGUCGCAGUUGCCGAGCUUUGACGUGCCGGUGGUCGAUGGCGCCGCGCUGGACUGUCCGGUGCUGGUGCCGUCGGUGGCCGCGGCGUCGGGUCAGACGUUGUUGCAGACAUCGACGUCGAUCUGGAAGGCGGCGACGGGUGCUCCUCGCAUCCUCGGUCUCGGGUCGUCGUCGUGCGGGUGCUCGCUCGAGAAGAUGAAGCCGUGUCUGUUUGUGCACGGUGUCGGUCAUUUGUUCUCGGCUCCCAUGACAAAUACUUACUUGUUUGAUUGGGGCCUCAUUCACAAGCACGCGCCGUGCUGCUCGUCGACCAAGUUUGUGCACUUUGAAAUGUGGCAACGCGGCUGGGACAACGACGACAUCCAAAACGAAUUUUGCGACGCUGCACUCAGCGUGAGCAAGUCGACGACGAAGACCAUCGAAGACCUUAUCCUCGUCACGUACUCGAUGGGCAACCUCAUCACGGGCAGCGCCGUCGCCAAGGGCAAGUGCAACCUCUCCAACAAGGUCACGUGGGUGUCGAUCGCGGGUCCGAUGCAAGGCAGCUUGUCGGGCAACCUCCUUGAGCAAAAAUGUCAACAAGGUGGCGGGAACCUCCCGCUCAAGGGUCUUUUGGAAAUCACGACGCUCUGCCCGAUCACGGACGCCUUUCUCAAGCUCAAGCACGAGACGACCGUGUCGCCGGCGAUCAAGGCCAACUUCCUUGCUGCACAGGCGGUUCGAAAGCAAUACGCCACGGUGCUCAUGUGUGGCAGCGAUUCGUUUGGUCUCUCGACGAUCUUUGGCCCCGUGAUGAAGCUCGUGAGUGCGCUGACGAAGCACGGCGAUAUGAACGACGGCGUGGUGGCGUUCGAGAGCUGCCGUGUCGGGUUCGAAGCGAGCUCGUUCUCAAACAACUAUGCCGACGGCGGCAACUACCUCGCGAGUGUCAACCAUUUCGACAACUCGUUCCGCAACGGCGACGGCUGGUGGGGUGCCGACCGCAAGCCGCAAAAGUGGUUUGAAUGUGUCUUGUAAAUACCGUUGCCAUCAUAAACGAUUGCAUUUUAUGAAUACCCGA
Messenger RNA from Saprolegnia diclina VS20, 1783 nucleotides. RefSeq lists its product as hypothetical. The record is from RefSeq and is a predicted model, not a curated record. Bases 28 to 1740 code for a protein of 570 amino acids. The transcript has a single exon. Lineage: Eukaryota; Oomycota; Saprolegniomycetes; Saprolegniales; Saprolegniaceae.